GAGAGAGAGAGAGAGAGAGAGAGAGAGAGAGAGAGAGAGAGAGAGAGAGCAUUACGCACACCCUGAUCCUCUCCACACAGAACCGGUGUAGCGCACAGACCAGCGGCAGCCCUCAGAAAGUGGGAAGUUUUCGCCGAAGAAUUCUGUCUCAAACUUAAUCACCUUCAUGUCGACUCUGUUGGAUACUAACACGCCGAUGCUAUGGUUACCUUUAUUACGGCAGAAACCUUGAGCAGAACCGGACUCACUGGAGAACCACCAUUCUGCCAUGACUGUUUGGGCUGAUGAAGCAGGAAAAGCAGAGAGGCAAACCCAAAGAGAUGAACAGAAACAAACCAACAGAGACGAUGGCACCGGGUCCAAGUGUGAUUCUCCAGAUCUUACAGGUGAAUCUAGUGAUGUCCAUCCUGCUGUAUGUGAUGGUCCUCGUGUACCUCUAUGGUAUCCAGGCAACCACCAUGGACAGCAGUCAACAGGGACAACAGCAGGCAAGUCCCGACCCCUUAAACUCCCUGAUCAUCCAGCUGCUUCAGGCCGACCUGACGAAGGGCAGGACCCGGGGGAACCAGAGCCAACAGGGGAAGAGUCGACACAGCGAGCCCCAGGACACACUGCCUCCUCUACUCAGUGAAAACUUUCCGCUGGAGGAGCAGAAAGAUGCGGAUCAGUGGGGGACGGAGGGUCGCAGUGGUGGGAGCAGUGAAGACUUUAUUGACCAGGAGGUGAUGUUGUUGAACUCGGACAUUCUCAGGCAGCACAAGCGGUACAACUCACCUCGGGUGCUGCUAAGUGACCGGCCGCCACUGCAGCCUCCCCCGCUGUACCUCGCGGACGAUUUUGUGGACAGCGCUGCGGCGGGAAACAAGACGCGAAAGAAGCGAUACGCCGAGCACAAGAGCUACAGGGGGGAAUAUUCUGUGUGUGACAGCGAAAGCCAGUGGGUGACGGAUAAAACCCACGCUAUGGACACCAGGGGGGACCCUGUUACUGUUCUGGCCAAAAUUAAAACCAGUGCCACGCAGGACAUCAAACAGUACUUUUAUGAGACGCGCUGUCGGACCCCGAGGCCGUUUAAAGGUGGCUGCAGGGGUAUUGAUGACAAGAACUGGAACUCACAGUGCAAGACGACACAGACAUACGUUCGAGCGCUGACUCAGGUUCGGAAUUCGGUGGGCUGGAGGUGGAUACGCAUAGACACUUCCUGCGUCUGUGCGUUGUCAAGGAAACGUCACAGGACGUAAUCAUUACCACACACGCCCUGCUGAGGACUACCUGUUUGGAUUAUAUUCCCUGUUAAGGAUCUAUUUCCUGUGCACAGUGCUCCCACCACAGGAUUAUGUGUCACAGUGGUUAAGAGCAACUUUCUGCUAAAAAACGAUACUUUCACUGAAGAAACCAUGGGUCCAUAUAUGAUAUUUCAUGUUAAUGUGCUGCAAAUCCAUGGAACAGUGCGGCGCCCGCUGUUGACAGAAGAACUUGUUUAAGAGGGGUCGGGGAGGGAGGGAGUGAGUGCGUGUGUAGGGGGGGGGAUAUGUAAAUAUAAAUUAUUUAAAUUAUAUGAAAUGCAUGUAGUUUAUACAUGUUUAUCUAUCUAUAUAUGACAUAUGAAUAUAUUUGUGUUAUUUAUUGAAAGAAGUCUUCUUCUAAAGGAAAAAAAAAAGUCUAUAAAAAGGAAUUAGAAAUGCUAUGGACUAUAACACAGAGCUGGGCUGCAAAGGUGCUUCACAGUAAGACUUUACACGUGCCUUGACCACAGCAGAGACAUAGGACUUGGUAACUCAAACACAGCAGUGGCUACAAAUGUUUCAGAGGUGAAUCUGUUUAAUCUAGGGACGGUCCUUUCCCAUGGACAAAUAUGGAGCCCCUAUUAUUAGAACUAGCCUUCAAGGAGAAAAAAAGAUACAAGGCAUCAUACGACCAAAACACACAUUUAUGAUUCAUGACCAAACUUAUGCAUUACACUGUGUUUCCAUACUGUUUUGUUUUAACACACUAAAAAAAGCAAAUAUAUUCCUCUGGGAGACACUUUCUUUAAAAUUGAAGAUAAGAGUUAUUCUUGUGGAAUCCGACUGGGACGAAAGAAAAUCCAACUGUUUGGUUUCCUCAGACCAAGUUUUACUCUCAACUGUUAUCAUGAGCUGUUAUCGUUUCUUCCUAUCAAUAAAAACCUAUAUUUCUUAAAAACGGCAAAUGUCAUUAACACAUGCUUUCAAAAGUAGAACAGUCCACCUUAAAAAAAAGUCAUUUGAACAGCUGCUGCUGUUUGCAUUGGAGGUAAAGAUGAAGUACAAGGUUGAAACAAGGUCAUUUAUCAAAGUAAUAGUUAUUAUUAGGCCUCUGCAGGAAUCCCUCACACUGCUCCUAUCUGUGUGGAAAAUGGAGUUGGGUUUAUAUUACUGCUACUGUGUCUCAAACUUCAAUACCAGAAUGGUUUUGUUGCAUCUGACCUCCUCAACUGAAGUUCUUACUCAGAAAAGAGGAGGCGUGAGGUUUCCUUUUAUAAUCAGCUGGACUAAUAUAAUGGUUUAAGUAAAGUCCUGUUUCUGGUAAUAGUCUACAUUUUUUUAUUUACAUAUUUCCUGAGAACAAAAAAAAAAGAACAAGACAGCCUUGGGAUUGUAUUCAUCUGUGCCAGAGAGCCUCAUUGUUUGGUUUGGUUUUAAAUGGAAAAAUACAUUUAAAAAGCUGCACUGUUGCACUGGAUGAUGUGUAACUCUGAUCUCAACUACACAUGGAAAAUGUAGUUUAUUGAGCUUAGACUACAUGCAUCAUGCAGUUAAUAUACAACAACACUGUGACCAAAAACCAACCCUGAACAACUCGAAGAUACCCAUGCACCAAGCACUCCUGUAAAUAAUCAUGUCAAGAAAAGAUGGGCCUUUUUAAGUCUUUGUUUCUAGUUUUUAAAGUAUAUUUAAAGGGAGAUUCUGCUGUAUGAAAGUGCAGUAGGUUUAGACAGGUUUGGGAUUUCUGAGUUGGCAGAUGCAAGACGACCUGCAUGCUACAGCUGCGAAGUAAUAAUUCAAGGCAAAUAUACGUAAAACAGAUUUCAUGCAGAAUGGAUGAAAGACCAAAGUUUUAAAGUUUUUGAUUUGAGAAAAAAAGUAACAUAAACAAUAUGAGGGACAAAAUGUAUUACUUUCAGUGAAAAGUUUAAGUGACUCCUUCGGCUUCUUGGUCCUCGCAUCAUUAACUCAUGUAUCAAAGAACAUCCAUUAAAAACAUCAAACGUCUCAGAUUGUUAACGCGGGACAGCUUUAUGCAAAGAUUCCCUACAAAAAGGACCUUUUUAAUAACAAGCCAAUUUUCAACCAGAAACAGGUGUUACAUUGUUCUCUUCAUUGCCAACAGAAUGGAUUUACAAAAACAAUAGUUAAAACAUGCAGAAAAUGGAAGUUGCUUGUUUAUAAUUGUUCAACCACUGGGGUUUAUUUUUAUUGUCGAGGAAAGUUUAGCUCAUAUCCAACACAAUAACAAUCUAAACCAAUCAACGGCAAAAAUAAUACCUUUUGUAGACAGAGAAAGAUCUGGGUCUUCAGUCAGAACAAAUGGACUUGGUGAUAAGAACAAGAAGGGCCAUUAUGUCUUAAUUCAAAGUUAGUAUUUGCAUGCAGUUGGACAAAGUGGACUGAGCGUGUUAGUCCGACUAAAACUGGACUUUUAAAUUGCAAUUAGUAAGACUGAUAUGAAAGUUUAAUUUCUCAAAGUCUGAAUAACACACCUAGAUCAUGCAAUUGGGGAUCAAUUUAGUCUUGCAUGUAUACGUCUCAAUCAGACCCAAAGUGGUGUGAUGCGCAUGCUCCAUAGUUCCCAUGCCUACUAUGAUGUCUGCCUUCAGAUAUCACUAUAGGUUAGAGAGAUAGUGUGCAUCACAUUUGCACCAGAAGUAAACCAGUUUCCUGUUUGCUUACAUGUUA
This is a messenger RNA of Labrus mixtus (cuckoo wrasse), 3917 nucleotides long. RefSeq names its product neurotrophin 3 (gene ntf3). The record is from RefSeq and is a predicted model, not a curated record. Gene Ontology annotation, biological process: memory; neuron projection morphogenesis; negative regulation of neuron apoptotic process. The transcript has 3 exons. Gene Ontology annotation, molecular function: growth factor activity; nerve growth factor receptor binding. Bases 285 to 1241 code for a protein of 318 amino acids. NCBI's taxonomy places the organism in Eukaryota, Metazoa, Chordata, Actinopteri, Labriformes, Labridae.